This is a messenger RNA of Mycena indigotica, 975 nucleotides long. RefSeq names its product Short-chain dehydrogenase/reductase family protein. The record is from RefSeq and is a predicted model, not a curated record. The transcript has 5 exons. Bases 1 to 975 code for a protein of 324 amino acids. Lineage: Eukaryota; Fungi; Basidiomycota; Agaricomycetes; Agaricales; Mycenaceae.
AUGUCCAACUAUCCGACCUUCACCUUCGAAACCACGGCCGAAGAAGUCGCCGAUACUUUUGCGAGCGAAAUCAAGGGGAAAAACGUUCUUAUUACUGGAACAUCCCUCAACGGUAUCGGGUAUGAAGCAGCUCGGGUUGUUGCCAAAUAUGCCAACCUUAUCAUCAUCACUGGAUAUAAUGACGAAAGGUUAAAACUUUCUGAGACAGCUAUCAAGAAAGAAAACCCCACUGCGAACAUCCGACGUCUUACCCUCGAUCUCUCGUCCCUCGCAGCAGUCCGUAAAGCUGCAGCGGAAGUAAAUGCUUACUCCGAACCAAUCCACGUCCUUAUCCACAACGCUGCCGCUGGGCUCGGGCCAUUCAAAACCACUGUCGACAAACUAGAGCUACAGUUAGAAACAGACCAUGUUGGGCCAUUCCUUUUCACCAAACUACUCAAACCGCGGCUUUUGGCGGCCUCGAGUACUACAUACAAGCCGCGAGUCGUAUUCGUGUCGAGUGGCGCACAUGCGUGGGCGAACGGUCUCGACCUCGCCGCCUUCAAGACGCCCGAAGCGGGCAAAUACACUCCAGAAGGGGCUUACUUCCAAGCCAAGUCCGCCAACAUCUUGACAGCGAGCGAGCUUUCACGCCGUUCAAAGGGCGCGAUUUUGGGCUACAGUCUGCAUCCGGGAGUUAUUCUCACUAAUAUCAACACUGCCGAGGACGCUCUCCCGAUUAUGAAGGCCAUGAAAAUCCUCGACGCUGACGGGAAGCCCAACACGAAAGACUUCCAAUGGAAAACAAUCCCUCAAGGCGCGGCGACCACGGUUACUGCUGCUUUCGACCCUCGCAUCAUCGAAACUCCUGGUGCCUAUCUGGACGACUCGAAGGUUGCGACCGAGACUGUUGCUGCUCAUAGCACGGACGUAGCGAAUGCGGAGAAGUUGUGGGCAGUUACGGAGGAGAUUAUAGGCGAGAAAUUUGAAUUUUAG